GUCAAAAUAAGAGUGUUGACCUCAGAUUGCCUCAUUUGCAUAACAGCAAGGAUCCAUCAUGAGCGCAUCUCGGUCGUUUUCUUGGCUGUGACGUCAGCUCUUUAAACCCUGCGAUUUGGUCCAAAAAUCCAAUGAUUUUUGAGGUGACUUGCUUAAGCCCCUGAUCCAGUCGCCAGUGCAUCUCCAGUGGAUUUGCGCCCGUCUUUUGUCUCGGGUUAGCGAGUGUGACUGCGUCAGAUCGACCUGUCUUUUGUCUGUACUGUAGAUGCAAGAAUUCAUUCACGUUUUUCGUCCCUGAUUUUCGGCCGGUUUUCGUCAGUGACAACUCAGUCAUGAUCUGCACCGAUUAUAGCCAAACAAGUUCAGGCUAUUUCAGCAAAAGAACUUACCAAGCCCUGAAUUGGGAGUGUCAUGGCCCGGCGGCAUCCUCGGGGUUUCCAUUUAGGGAGUUCCACGGGUGACACCAUCCACACCGUCUUGGCCCCAUGUCUUGACUCCCGGCGAGACGGCGUGGAUACUGAACAUUACUCGAUGAUGAAGGCCGGUGGCUUGCCUUGACCCUGAGCCCCGUGGUUCCACUUUCGACGGGCUACGGGUUAUGGCCGACCGACCUUAUCACCACUAGACCAGAGCAAGAUUUCUGUGUUGGCUGGAUUUGGUCAUGGAGGUGUGGGCAUGUUUUCCUAUCUGGAUAAUGAUGGUGGGAAGAAAGAAAAAGUAUGCAUAAUGAAUAUGAAAGAGAAAAGCGAAAGGAAAAUUGCGACGCAAAAGACGGGUAACAUAUAUAGAUGUUGCAGUGGAAUCGGAUGAAUAUAUCCAUGAAAGAAAUUCCAACUCCAUAAAAUCAUUCUUCACUCCCUGACCAAGCAAGCAAGCCUAUCUGAGGUGACCCAUUCUUCCUCCAUCUUGGCUACAGUACAUUGUCUCCAGUGCUCCACGGUCGCAGGUCGAUCUCUUUAAACUCAACAGCAUCCCCGUCGCCCGCAGGGUUUCCAACAAUUCCCCCAGAAUCUCUAUCACUUUGUUUUCUUUUCUCUUUGUCGAAAGACAUCUCCCUCUUUCAUACAAACUCAGCCGGAGACGAAAAGUCGAUCAAUUUGCUUGGGGUGACGACAUCAUAACACCUCAACACCAAGCCAUAUAUCUUUGCGUGUAUACAAACGUGCACUGAUCGCCUCACCAGGCGAGAAUCAAUCUGUUCGAUCGAUGUCGUGAGAGAUCAUCGGUUGAUCAGUCCACCUCGCUUCACUUAACUUUUUCUUAUUUAUCUUUGUCUCUCGUUUUUCAUUCCACUUCCUCACGACGGAGCUCUUCAGGAUACCUACUUCAUCAAUCUCUCAACCAUCUUUCGGCAGGUCUUUCUUAGACUUUGCCUGUGGUGAUAUUUCUCAUCUCAUUUCCUGAGGUAUUACCCUUCAUAGAGUUUCGAGUUGCGAAUACCACCAAAAGUGGCCAUCAUGAGUUCCGAUCCUCCGCCUCAUGGCUUCGAAGAGAAGGAGUUAAAAGAAUUCAAUCUCCAGCAGCCACCUCCAACACGAAACCCAUCCCAAUUCAGCGCCUCGCAGCAACAAGUGCCAGCACGGACAGAUUCACCAAACCCAGCACCCGAACAAAAGCAAUCUGCUCCAUCACUCGACACAUUCCCUACUCUUCAAGCACCGCAUGAAACAAAUGACUCGACCUCAAUCAGAUCACCAAUUGGACAGCGCGCCGAUGCCAGCCGACUUGACGAUAACAUCGAACUUCUGCGAAUCGAGCGUGCUGUUUCUGCUGAUGAUGCGAGUCAAAUGAGGAAGCGUGCUCAUAAUGUUGAGCCCGAGGAUGCUUUCAAUGCACCCAUUCCCGCCGAGACCUAUCAUAAUGAGAAGAAGGUGGAUCCCGAUGCUUCUUUAUUAAAACUCUGGGUGUUUCUGAGAAAGUUUCCCCGAUUCGUUCGAUAUGUUGUGUAUUUGAUCCCAGGUGCUGCUAUCCUUCUCAUUCCUGUCUUGCUCGGUGCGUUCGCACUCAAGUCCGAUGGCAAGCGCCGAGAUGUCAACGGUGUCGAUCUCAUGUGGUUCGGUAUUUGGCUUGAGAUCGUCUGGGGAGUCCUCUGGGUCUCUCGUAUGAUUACAAGUCUCCUGCCCCCAACUUUCAAACUUGUUGCAAAGCUCUUUGGAUCUACCAACGCCAAGAAGUGGAAGGAUAUCGGAUAUCAGCUUGACCUUCACACGGCUGUCUUCCUUUGGUUCCUUGCAAUUCUCAUCUCAUUUGAACCGACCAUGCUGAACCACAACUUCCGGGACCGCAAGCCAAACUGGGUCAAUAUCAUGAACAAGGUCAUUAUUGCCCUGUUCACUCUGGCGACACUCAACUUUGUCGAGAAGAUCCUUAUUCAAUGGAUCGCUUUCACCUUCCAUCAGCGAACCUACGCGACUCGAAUCGACAACAACAAGGCAGAUAUUGGUCAGCUUGUCCAUCUCUAUGAGCACGCCAAAGCCCACAAUGAAAAGACCGACUACUUCUUCCAGCGUGGUAGCAACUCUGCCAGUGGUGCGCAAACUCCCCUACAGACACUCCAGGACAACGCCCGAAACGCAUGGAACAAAGUCGGUUAUGUUGCUGGCCGGGUUGGAAAUGAUUUGAUCGGCCGCAAGGUCGACAGCAACCACCCUCGCAGAGUUGUUAAUGAAUUACUCAAGACCAUGUCUACAGCUCACACCCUGGCCCGCCUGAUCUAUCGCUGCGCUGUCAAGGAGGGCGAAGACCUUGUCUAUCUCGAAGAUAUGGAGAAGAUCUUCGAGACUGAAGAAGAGGCUGAAGCAGCUUUUAUGAUGUUCGACAAGGACAUGAACGGCGACAUCUCACUCGACGAAUUCGAAGCUGUGUGUAAUGAGAUCCACCUUGAAAAGAAGGCCAUUGCCGCAUCGCUCAAGGACCUUGAUUCGGUGAUUAAGAAGCUCGACAAGGUCUUUGUGUUCAUCAUCAUCGUCAUCACCAUUAUCGUCUUUAUCUCGAUUCUCUCCGGUUCAGCUGCCGCCGCUCUCGGUUCUGCAGGGACCGUGGUUCUCGGUCUAGCGUGGGUUCUUCAGGCCACAGCCCAGGAGUUCCUCCAGUCCAUCAUCUUCGUCUUUGUCAAGCACCCCUUUGAUGUUGGUGAUCGUGUGACUGUUUACGGAUCUACCGGCGACACCAUGAUGGGUGAUGAUUACUACGUGACUGAGAUUUCUCUCCUCUACACCGAGUUCAAGAAGAUGCAGGGUCACAUCGUCCAGGCUCCCAACUCACUUCUCAACAACCUCUUCAUUCUGAAUCAGCGACGAUCGAACGGUUUGGCCGAUGUUCUUCCUCUGGUGAUGCGCUUCGGUACCCCUCAGCACAUGAUUGAUGAACUCAAGGCCCGUAUGACCGACUUUUGUCUGGCGAACAAGCGUGACUACGCGCCUCGCAUCAUUACUGAGAUGACCAAGAUUGACGAAGUGCGAUCGUGCAGUAUGAACAUGAUCUUCUUCCACAAGACUAACUUCCAGAACGAACUGCUCCGCCUCAACCGUCAUAACAAGUUUGUCACUGAGUUGAUGACUCAGAUGGUCAACGUUGGUAUCCAGUCACCGUUCCGCAUCGAGCCUGGUGGCAGUCGCGAGCAUCCCAUGUUCUGGUCUGGUCUUCAGCCUCCUCCUGCGUAUGGAAAGGAGCCCGAUCAUGGUGGCGUUGAGCUUCACGACAAACCUGCCCAUGACCGACCUCUCCACUCUGAAGGGCCUCCUCUGAGCCAUGUUUCCUCAACCUACAGCCGCCGAGGCGUCGAUCGCAUGGGUUCCAUUGACAACAAUGUGAACGAUUUCCAAGAUGUUUUCGAAAACAGACGAGACAACAUCCACGCACACCGACUUGCUUCCAUCCGAGAAAAGGAACGGGGCUCCCGAAUCGAAGAUGAGAAGGAACGUCGAUCGCUUGCUAGUUCUUCGGGAGUGGAUCGCCGUACUUCAACGGAUAGUCGAUCCCGAGUGUUUGGUCGCGUCAGGACUGGGUCUAAGAGCCGACGUCCGGGUGAUAUUGUCUGAGGACUGUUAUGAGAUUAUGAACAAAGCUAGCAUUAGAGAGAUCCAGAUCGGUAUAUCUGGAGAGGUGCAUAAUUUUCUUUUAUCUGCGUUUUUAUCACGCACAUUGAGCGUGCUUUGAUAUUUUGGUCAGAUAAGUUGUAGAGUAUAGAUAGUGAAUAUUCGACAAGAUUGACUUGACUGUGAA
Fusarium verticillioides 7600 is the source of this 4224-nucleotide messenger RNA. RefSeq lists its product as hypothetical. The record is from RefSeq and is a predicted model, not a curated record. Bases 1458 to 4040 code for a protein of 860 amino acids. Gene Ontology annotation, cellular component: membrane. NCBI's taxonomy places the organism in Eukaryota, Fungi, Ascomycota, Sordariomycetes, Hypocreales, Nectriaceae. Gene Ontology annotation, biological process: calcium ion transmembrane transport; intracellular calcium ion homeostasis. Gene Ontology annotation, molecular function: calcium ion binding; calcium channel activity. The transcript has a single exon.